Molecule: messenger RNA, 7605 nt
Organism: Monoraphidium neglectum
Lineage: Eukaryota; Viridiplantae; Chlorophyta; Chlorophyceae; Sphaeropleales; Selenastraceae
Exons: 16
Coding region: 1-7605 (2534 amino acids)
Molecular function (GO): protein binding
Source: RefSeq, a predicted model, not a curated record
AUGGGGGGCCCCCUUGGGCGCUCCCCUCUGGUCUUAGCCGGCUGUGCGCAGGCGCUCACCCCAAAAGUCGCCUGCGACUUUCAGGACCCGCUCUGCUCCCUGAAGGCCCGCUUCAUUUUCGGGGCCGCUGUGAUCAACAACACGGCCUACUACAGCGGUGGCCUCGACGCGAACGCCCCCACGUACCCCCUCAGUGGCAGCUACCUCGAGGCCGUCGAUAUCAACACCCUCGCGCCGCGCACUCUGCAGACGGUGCCGGACGCCCAGCUGAACACAAGCCGGUACCGGCAGCAGCUCGCGCCCUGGGGCGAUGACAGGAUCGUCAUGGUGGGCGGCCAGUUUGACGACCGCAACGGCGCCAGCGUAAAAACAAUGACGAUGGUGACACUUGACCUGGCAUCUCGCGAAUGGCAGCUCAAGCGCUCGUUCUGGCAGGGCAACGGCGUGCUCGACACCACAACUCUUGAGGGGGCCCCCCUCGGUGUCGGCAUCAAGCCCAAUGGCCUGAAGCAGCUAAACGCCGGCGAGGGGGGCACGAUCCUCUCGUCGAUCCUGACUAACACCGCCGAGGGGCUCCACCUGUACCUUUGGAGCAACACCAAUGCCACCUUUGAGGGACGCAAGGGACUACAACGCGUGCAGGUGCUCACACGCUUUGCCCUGGAUCUUGCUGGGGAAAAGGAGGACCCGAAGAUCAUCCACACGCCGCUCAACGUCUUCAUCGCCGUGCCGCCGAAGUUGAAGCUGGCCCAGCUGCGCAGCAUCGACCUGCCGCUGCUGGGCAGCAUCACCGUCUCUGCGGCGGAGGUCGCGUCGGGCCUGGUCGCAGCCAUGCCGUACGUUGGGGAUGUCGAAUUGGUCACUGAUCUGGACAGCCGCAACGUCGCGAUCAACGAGAUCCCCGGCGGCCUCAUCCUGCGUGGCACCUCCAAGCCAAGCGACGAGUGCGUGACUACGGGCGAGACCGCGGACAGCCAGAAGAAGUGGGCGCCCUUCAUCAUGACCAUCCGCCUGCUAAAGGGCAAGCCCGCCACGUUUAAGGCCACGGGCGCCAAUACUUGGUGCGCGACCGCCAGCUCAGUGGAGUGGGUGACCAUGAUUCAGGAUGCCAACUUCCAGACCAAAGGCAUGCGCGGGCUGCACGGCGUCGACGCCCCCGGUGGCGGCAAGCAGCUGAUGCUGGUGUCGCCGCGGUUCUUGUUGGCCCUGGGGUACUUCCCAAGUUAUGCAGACGGUGAGCCCCUGCAGGGCGCCUUCAUCGAUGCGUCCACUCGGGCAAUCACUCAGUUCACGGCCAAGCCCCCCAAGGGCUACAACUACCCACAGUACGUCGCCGCGUGCGUCACCCGGCCAGCGGGUGGCGCCCAGGUGUACAUCGAGUAUGGCGGCGCCAUCGGUUGGGGCAUCCCGAAGCGCACCGUCCUGAACGACGUCUCUGCCAUGCCGGUCCCCUCCAAGGCCAGCGCUGCCGCCUCGUUUGGCCCAGUCGCCGGCACCGCCAGCUUGCCGCGACGCGCGCAGGCUGCGAUGGCGUGCGCGCCGGACGGGCGGGCGUGGGUGUUUGGAGGCCUGGAGGAUGUGGGCAACAAGGAUGCGACCAAGUGGGCGCCCACCGCCGACCUGAGCGCCAUCGCCCUCAAGGGUGGCGCUGGAGCGCUCAGCCUCACCGCCUCAUCAUCCAAGCCGCCCGCCAAGCCCGCCGCCGGCGCGGACGAGGCGCCGGAUGCACAGGCGUGGCCGGGCGUGCGCUUCGGCGCGGGCAUGGUUUUCCUGCCGCCAGCGGUGACCAAGACCAAGGCGGGCUCGCUUCUGUUGUUCGGCGGCAGCAGCGGCAACGACCCCGAGCUGUUCAAUGUCAACAACAUGACGAAGUCGCCGCUGCUGGGGGACACCUGGCUCUACGACGUCGCCGCUGUCUCCUGGGCGCCCCUCCGCACCGCCGGCGCGCCGCCGCCGGCGAUGAUGUGGCACGCGAUGGCCGUCGACGGGCGCAGCGUGCUGCUGUACGGCGGCCGCGUGAUGAACGCGACCACUGACACUUGGGGCCUGGAUUCAAACGUGUACGCCCUCGAGUUCCCAGAGUCCGGCGGGCUCGCAACGUGGCGCUCCGCGCCCGUCCAGAACCAAAACCGUGGCAGUGCGCUGCAGACGGAGUUCCCCAACACGGCGAUCGUCCCCAUCGCCGGCCAGAUGGCGCUACAGCACGAAAAGGAAAUCAAGUUCGCCCCCGCUUUCCAGAGCGUCGUGCUGUCGGGCGCGAGCACGGACAUCGCGUCGGACUGGGCCGCCAAGACGGCAGAUCUCACGGCGGGCGACUGGGUGAUGCUCUCGCCGGAGAAGGGCGUGCUGGAGCUCACUGCGCCGCUGACCAUUGCGGGUGACAUCAUUGUCACCGGCAGCCCCAAGGCGGCCGCCAACGCGGGCGCGGCCGUCGUCGGCGGGCGCCGGCUGGCGGCGGCGGGCGCGCCCAGUGACACUGUGGUGCUGCGGUGCGGCAAGACAACGGGCACCGCAUUCCGCAUCAUGUCGGCCGGCGCCGUGCUGCGCGAGCUCACGGUCACCGGCUGCAACGCCAGCGCGGUGCACCUACUGCCAGACCCCUCCAGCCCCUCCACCCGCUACCCCGAGGACGACCCUGUGAUCCUACAGGACGUCACCCUCACCGCCAACCCCGGCGUCGCGCUGCGCAUGGACAAUGGCACCGCCGCCUCGCUCGUCCGCGCGGCUGUGACGCGCAACGGCCGCGGCGCGCAGGCGGGCGGGUACGGCGCGGUGUUCGCGGCCCCCGGGUCGCUGCUCAACCUGACCACGUCGGAGCUGUCGCGCAACAACGGGUCCGCCGUGAACUUCACGGGCGUCAAGCUCUUCGCGGACGGCUGCAACUUCAGCCGCAACACAGCUGCCGACGGCGCAGGCAUCUACUCCCUAUUUGUCCAGCCGCCCUCUGCGCUGUACACGACCGGCGGGACCGGCACGGUCGUCCCGCCGACGGGCGAGGUGCACAUCACGGGGUGCAUCUUUGCCCUCAACAACGCGACCCAGGCCGGCGGCGGCGUCUACAUCGGCAACAGGAUGUUUGCGUAUAUCGUGAACAGCAGCUUCGUCACGAACGCCGCCGCGGAGGGCGCCGGCGCGCACGCCGCCCGCGACGGGUGCCUCGAGUCCAUCGUCAACACGAACUUUACCGGCAACGCCGCCGCAGAGCGCGGCGGCGGCCUGCUCAGCCGCGCGCCGCUGUGCUCGAACAGCGCGAUGGCGUGGGACCGGCUCAGCCUUGUCAACAACACCGCGGCCGGCGACGGCGGCGGCGCAUAUGUGUCCGAGGUCGCGUUCAGGGUGAUCAACGUCACAAACUCGCGCCUCGCUGACAACAGCGCAAACGGCACGCUGCCGCCGCGCGGCCGCAGCGGCGACGGCGGCGCCGUGUACCUCGGGACGUGGAGCAGCCAGGUGCUGCUGGCCAACACCACCCUGGCCGGCAACUUUGCCGCGCGCAGCGGCGGCGGCGUGCACGCAAUCAUGCUGUCGCAGGACGACAAGGUUGACCUGUCCCUCGUCGGCUGCAACGCGAGCGGCAACGCCGCCGGCGCGCCAGGCGAGCCCGCGUCGGAGGGCGGCGCGCUGCGCGUGCUGGGGUCCGUCGCGGCGCUCUCCGUCGCCGCGUCGUCCUUUGACGGCAACUAUGCCGGCCAGGGCGGCGCCAUCAGCUUCGGCGCCGACCGCGGGACUGUCAGCGUCGUCGACGGCAGCGCGUUCACCGCCAACACCGCCGCCGUCGCCGGCGGCGGCCUGCUCGCCGGGGAGAGCAGCAUGCUGGAGCUCGACGGCGUCUCAUUUGAGGACAACGUCGCCAACGCGUCGGUGCCGUUCUUCGGCUACUCCUCCGACCUGCCGUGGAGUGGGUCGGCGGCGCCGGCAAGCGGCAAGGCGGGAGGCAGCAACGCCGUCGGCGGCGGCUUCUUUUGCUACCGCUGCAACAACGCCAGCGUGGUCAACUGCACCUUCGUCAACAACAGGGCCGGCAAGUACGGCGGCGGCGGCGCGGUCGUGCAGCCGUUCACCGGCGCAGCGGUCGUCGACUCCCAGUUCACGAGCAACACCGCUGGCGGCCCUGCCCCGCCACCCACCCGCCGCCGCCUGCUCGCUGCGGCGGCGGCCCCCGGCUCGCCCGGCGCCGCGGCCGGGCGCCCGCUGCAGUGCGGCGCGAGCGGGGACUGUGCGAACGCGGGCUUCAUGCUCGGCGCGUGGGCGACCACCGUUGAUGUCACAAACCCUGUUGGCGACGACGGCCAGUACGGCGGCGGCGGCGGCCUUUAUGUGUCCACCCUCGGCCCUGUUAACAUGACCAACACACAUUUCAUCAACAACAGGGCCCUCAGCGGAGGCGGCAUGAUCGCGCGCACGGACCUAUGCCAGCCGGGCGCCCCCGGCUGCACCCUCUGGCUGCUCGGGAAGGACAACCUGCUGAAGUCAAACGACGCCGGCGACGGCGCCGGCGGCGGCCUGCUGAUCACCAAGCUCGCGCGCGGCCUGGUUGAGCUGCCCGCAUGCGGCAGCCUCAACAACGAGGCCGCCUUCCGCGACUGCCUCGGCGGCGCCCGGCUCCGGCCUCAGCCCCAGCCGAGGGCCGCCAGCGGCGGCGGCGGCGACGCUGGCACAUCGACGGGCCGGCGCGCGCUGCUCGCGGACGCGGCGGCGCCGCCGCCGCCGGCGCUCAACGCAGUCAGCGACGUCGGCUACGGGCAGGACCUCGCGUCCGCCGCGACGACGGCGCACUUUAUGAAGGUCAACGGGGUAGACCUGGAGUCCGAGGCGCCGGUGGCGUCCAGCACGUCGGCGGCGCCCGGCAACCUCGUGAAGGUCGAAAUGGGGCUGAGGGACGUGCUGAAUCGGACCGUCCAAGGCGACAUCAGCGACGCGAGCAUGAUCUUGCAGGCGACCCUGAUGCGCGCCUCCGCCAACGGCACCUGGCAGCCCGCCCAGAACAUCACGCGCCUCGGCAACAUCACCCGCGCGUCUAACGGCCGGCUUGAGUUCCCGUCCCUCCAGGUCUUCGGCACGCCGGGCGACUACCUGCUGCAGUUUGCCCCGCUCGACCCCAACAACCGCGUGCUGCAGCCCGCAAACCUCAGCCUGACCCUCCGCACAUGCGUGACGGGCGAGGCCGGCGUGGAUGUCAACGCGCGCUCCGACGCGGACAAGCCCUGGCGCGACGCGGGCGUGAACUUCAGGUGCGAGCAAUGCGCGGCCGGCACCUAUAGCCUCGACCCCGCCGUCGGCUCGUGCAUCCAGUGCGAGCCGUCGAGCAACGCCGACUGCCGCGGCGUCGCGCCGAUCCCGGUGCGCGGCUUCUGGGUCAGCCACCCGCGCAGCCCGCUCAUCCACCGGUGCCUGGUUGACGCGGCGUGCAGCAAGUUCAACUCGACGCGGCCGCCGGCGGGCGGGGCGGGCGCGGAGGCGAUGUACCAGUGGGCCCUGAGGUAUAGGAACAAGACCGUUCCGGAGCUGGGGGCGCUCGUGGUCGGCGAGAGGGCGGGCGGGACGAUGCCGCUGUACGAGGAGUACACGAACAUGCAGUGCUCUCCUGGGUACCAGGGCAUCCUCUGUGGCGAGUGCUCGCGCGGCUGGGGCCGCCGCGGCUACCGCUGCGUGCAGUGCGAGCGCCGCCGCUGGAUCAACGACACCUACUACUUCUUCGCGAUGCUCUACAUGAUCGUCCUCGUCACCAUAGCCGGCUUCAUGCACAUCCGCCAGGCCCAGAAGCGCCAGCGUGCCGUGACGGUCACCGACGAGCUCGCCUUCGCCGCCGGCUCGGCCACGGCCGCCGCCACCAUCUCGGGCCCCGGCAAGGGCCCAUACAAUGGCGAGGGCGGCGGCGCCAACGGCCCGCCGGUUGAGCGCGAUGAUGACGACGUCGGCGGGCGCGGCGGCGACAAGGAAGACAGCUUCUACGACGGCCCUACGGAGCUCCCGCCCGGCCCGCAGCCGUCGGUUGGGACGCCGUUCCAAACGUCGUCCGCCGCCCGCGCCAGCCUGGGGUCUGGCGGCGGCCCGCGCGAGUCCAAGUGGGGCCCGGUCGCUUCAGAGGACGGGCUGGGGCCGCUGCCGUCGACUGUGACCGGAGGGGACCUCAAGGGCAACCGCACCUGGCUCUCGAGCCUCUUCUCCGCCGACACGAUGCGCGAGUCGCGCCCUACGCUGUUUGCGCCCAACAGCGCUGCCGCCGACGACCCGAAGGCCGCCGCGGCCGCCGCCGCCGCCGCCGCGCGCGCGGCGGCGCGGCGGCCGUACAGGUUUUGGGUGUCAGACAUCCUGAAGCUGCUCAUCACGCACCUGCAGCUGCUCGGGCUGCUGCGCGGCCUGCGCAUCAACUGGCCCGAGGGCGUGGACGUCGCCGCGUGGCUCUCGUUCUUCGACCAGACGUCGACGGUGUCGUCCUGGGUGUCCCUCGACUGCUCCCUCGGCGAGGAUGAGCCCGGGGCGGCCGUGCGGCGCUCGGUCAAGCGGACGCUCGGGCUGCUGCUCAUGCCGAUCGUGGGCACCCUGGUGGGCAUGCUCUUCUGGGGCCUCUAUGCGCUGGGCGUUCACAUGCUCAGGCGCCGACGCCCCGAGCUGCAGCGGCUGACAUGGCGGACCCACUACCAGCCGCGCAUCAUCCUGACCACCGUGCUGGUUAUGUUCUACCUGUACCCGCAGGUCUCCAACGCCGUGGUGUCCAUCUUCGCCUGCACCCAGCUCGACGCCAGCGCGUCCGUGCGCACUGACUUUGUAAAGUCUACCACCAGCGGCGUCACGCAGCUCACGCUCCUGGGCGACGCGCUCGUGGCUAACGCGACCAACGGCUACUGGAACCAGGACACCGCCUACGUCUGCCUGACGGGCGCGCACACCUGGCUGUUCGGGCUGGGGAUCGUGUGGGUCGUCGGGUUCUGCAUCGGGUUCCCCGUGGCGAUGGUCGUGGUGCUGUACCUCAACCGGCGGGCGCUCGAGGAGUGCAUGGUCGACCUGCGCUACGGCUUCUUCUACGACUCAUACGACCCCAAGUACUACUUCUGGGAGUCGGUCGUGCUGGUCGAGAAGCUGCUCAUGGUCAUCGCCAUCACGCUGCUGCAGCGCUACAACGCGACCGUCCAGGUCCUCGUGGCCCUCAUCAUCAUCUCCCUCGCCACGGUCCUGCAGAUCACCUUCCGCCCCAGCGGCUGCGCGAUGCUGCACACGCUGCAGCGGUCGAGCCUGUUCGUGCUGCAGUGCACGCUGUUCAUGCUGAUGCUGUCGAACCUGCAGGAGGUUGCGGACCCGAAGGUCGUGCUCGCGGCGCUGGGCAUCGCCGCGGCCCUGAACCUGCUGCUUGUGGCGAUGUUUUUGCUGGCCUUCGGCAUCGAGGGGCGGCGGCUGAUGCUCGUCACAGUCGGCAAGAGCCCGAACGAGCGGCUGCUGUGGAGCGACGUAACGGGCUUCCUGCGCAAAUCGUUGUUCGGCGCGUGCGGCGGAGGCGCGGCGCGGGGCGCGAACGGGCGGGGGCGGGCGGCGCGGGCGGCGACGCCUGCGGCGCCGCAGCGGCAGGUUCCCACAGUCGUGGUGGCGAAGGGCGCGGAUCAAGUUUGA